Procambarus clarkii (red swamp crayfish) is the source of this 492-nucleotide messenger RNA. NCBI's taxonomy places the organism in Eukaryota, Metazoa, Arthropoda, Malacostraca, Decapoda, Cambaridae. The record is from RefSeq and is a predicted model, not a curated record.
AUGCACUCUAGGGGAUGUCUUGGCCGGGAUCUCAGCUCUGCCCAUGUAGGUAUCCCUCCCCCAGAGUGUAGCUGGCCGCCCACACCCCGCCCGGAGCGUGAGUGGCCGCCCACACCCAGCCCGGAGCAUGAGCGGCCGCCCACACCCCGCCCGGAGCAUGAGCGGCCGCCCACACCCCGCCCGGAGCGUGAGUGGCCGCCCACAUCCCGCCCGGAGCAUGAGCGGCCGCCCACACCCCGCCCGGAGCAUGAGCGGCCGCCCACACCCCGCCCGGAACAUGAGCGGCCGCCCACACCCCGCCCGGAACAUGAGCGGCCGCCCACACCCCGCCCGGAGCAUGAGCGGCCGCCCACACCCCGCCCGGAACAUGAGCGGCCGCCCACACCCCGCCCGGAGCAUGAGCGGCCGCCCACACCCCGCCCGGAGCAUGAGCGGCCGCCCACACCCCGCCCGGAGCAUGGGCGUGAGGGGCCCACUACUCCCUUCUGCUAG